GUCAAAAAGUAGUAUACCGGAGAAGACCAACGUUAAACUUUCAAUUCCAUGGUAGCUUCACUUUCACUCCUAUUAUUUAACACACGCCUGCGCCUCUUGAAUCUCAUCCAUCAAAAAAUGGAAAUUCUUCUCCGGGGAUUCCUGAUCCUCAUGGCUUUCUCUUUGUGCUUACACUUAAACGUAGGCUCUGUGAGGAGUCUAUGUCUUGCGGAUCAGCAUUUGUCACUGUUAAAACUUAAGGAAACACUCAUUUUCCACCGGACUUUUUCACCCAAGCUCAAUUCCUGGGAUUCAUCAACCCAAUGCUGUUCUUGGCCCGGCGUCACCUGCAACGGCAGUGGCCAUGUUAUUGGUCUCGACCUCAGCGAUGAGGGGAUUUCCGGUGGGAUCGAUAGCUCGAGCAGUCUCUUCAAUCUUCAUCAUCUUCAGAGCCUUAACUUGGCUCGGAACAGUUUCAAUGGCACUCGGAUUCCAUCUGGGUUGGGCAAACUUGCUAAUUUGCGCCACCUCAACCUCUCCAAUUCCGAAUUUUCCGGACAAAUUCCGCUGAGGUCUCUCUCUGUAAUCCGAUUGAAUGGCAACAAUAUCUCUGCUCCAGUUCCAGAAUUUUUGGGUAAUUUCUCAAAUUUGACUUUAUUGGAUCUCAAAUGGUGUGAUCUACAUGGAAAUUUUCCAGCAAAUAUCCUUCAACUGCCAACUCUACAGAGUCUUGACAUAUCACUCAAUCAGUGGGUUCAUGUGUUUCUGCCUGACUUUCCAGAAAAUGGGUUUUUACAGACCCUGGUGCUGAGUGAAACAAACAUUUCAGGGACGAUGCCAGCCUCCAUUGGGAACCUUAAGAUGUUGUCAACAAUGAAACUUCCACGCUGCAAUUUAAAAGGGUCAAUUCCAAACUCGAUAGGAAGCCUAGCAAAUCUGGUUCUUCUGGACUUGUCUUGGAAUCAGCUUUCUGGGUCCAUUCCAUCUCUCAGUAUGUUGAAAAAUUUGACUGAUUUAGAUCUCUCUUGUAAUAAUUUGUCAGGUCAGAUAAGUUCCACCAAUUGGGAAAACCUUUCAAAUCUUGCAAAUCUUUGGCUGAAUGACAAUUCACUAGAGGGAAGCAUUCCCUUGUCUCUGUUUUCCCUUCCAUCUUUGCAGAGUGCUCUUCUCUCAAACAAUCGGUUCUCUGGUCAAAUUGGUAACUUUCCGGUUGUGUCUUCUUCUCAGCUGACCGAGCUUGAUUUGAGCAGUAACAGGUUAGCAGGUUCAAUACCUAGUUCUUUUUUCAAGUUCCAAGGUCUUCGGCUACUCACUCUUUCUUCCAACAACUUUAGUGGCACGUUAGAGCUAAGCAUCAUCCAGAAACUUGGAAAUCUUUCUACACUUGAUCUUUCUUUCAAUAACAUAUUGGUGGAUGUUGGUUUUUUUGGUAAGAUUGAGUUCACCAAUCUCCCUCAGUUGUUGGAAUUAAGGUUGGCCUCCUGCAAGCUGAGGAAAUUUCCAAGUUUCUUGAAAAAUCAGUCGAUUAUGUUCACUUUAGACCUUUCAAGGAAUCAAAUUCAAGGAGGAAUACCCAACUGGAUAUUUGAGCUCACUUUGCAAGUGCUCGAUCUGUCACACAACUCAUUGAGCUCAGUUAUUCCUGCUGACAUUGGUAAUUUCCUAAGCAACACUUUGUUUUUCUCGAUUUCGAGCAAUUUUUUUCAUGGAGUCAUCCCCGAAUCAAUUUGCAAAGGAAAACAGCUUCAAAUCCUUGAUUUGUCUAAUAAUUCUUUAAGCGGCACUGUGCCUCGAUGUUUGAUUGAUAUGAGUCACGGUAACAUCUCAGCUGAUGAUUUGGGAGCACUGCGCGUCCUGAAUUUAAAGAGAAACAACUUGACUGGCACCAUUCCUGAUGUGUUUUCAGUCGAUUGUGCACUAGAAACUCUGAAUCUCAAUGAGAAUCUCCUGCAAGGAACGAUUCCCAAGUCCUUGGCCAACUGCAAAAAGCUUGAAGUUUUAGAUGUCGGGAAAAAUGGAAUUAAUGAUAGCUUCCCAUGUUUGUUGAGCACCAUAUCCAGUUUGAAGGUUCUUGUUUUGCGAUCCAACAAAUUCUUUGGGCCUAUUGAAUGUCCAGUGAGUAAUGAAACUUGGCCAUUUCUUCAGAUUGUUGAUCUAGCUUCUAACAAGUUCAGUGGAAAGCUGCCAGAAACAUUCUUUGAAAUAUGGACAGCAAUGAUGGUCGGAAAAAGUGGAGCCCCAGCUACACUAGAUUUCAUCAAGUAUUAUACAUCAAUGGAUUCCUCCGAUUAUCUAGAGGAGGUGACGGUCACCAUAAAAAAUUUACAGGUAGAGUUAGUGAAGCUCUUAACAAUCUUCACCUCCAUUGAUUUUUCAUGUAACAACUUUGAAGGGAAGAUACCUGAAGUAACCGGGGAAUUGACGGCACUCCACGUUCUCAAUUUGUCACAUAAUUCUCUUGCAGGUCCAAUCCCUUCAUCUCUGGGGACAUUGCAUAAUCUAGAGUCCUUGGACCUUUCUAGUAACAACUUGAGCGGCAAUAUUCCUCAGCAACUGGGAGGCCUGAAUUUUCUUGAGGUCCUUAACCUCUCAUAUAAUCAACUAGAAGGAAGAAUCCCAAAAGGAAAUCAAAUUCAAACAUUUACAGAAGACUCCUUCAAAGAUAACAAGGGAUUGUGCGGGACCCCUCUAAAGGAUUGUGGAGCUGAUGUGCAGCCGCCGUCUACCGUACCCACAUCGAAAGGCAACAAUUCAGAUAAUGGAACCAAGAUUAACUGGAAUCCCAUAAUUGUUGAAGUGGGAUUUGUUUUUGGCUUAGCCAUUGUCAUUUUACCACUUAUGUUCUGGAAAAGAUGGAGGAGAUGGUAUUACAAACGUGUUGACAGUGUUCUUUUCAGGAUUCUUCCCCAGCUAAAUCAAAGAAACAGAAACCAUAAGCGGAGCGUUCUCAGGAUCGACGGAAAGAGGAACUAGGAAAGCUCUGAUGAGAAGGGAGUAUUGUGUCUUGAUAUAGUUGUUCUAGAAAUAAGAGAUGCUUUCAUCUAAUGUUCUUGUUUAGUAAUUAGCAAUCCUUUCAAACAACCUAUCUUGUAUGAUAAUGAGAGGUAAGUUAAAUUUCUAUGCAUGUAAUUUGUUGUCUUUCCAAUAUUAAAGUUUACUAGUGUCC
Molecule: messenger RNA, 3145 nt
Organism: Rubroshorea leprosula
Lineage: Eukaryota; Viridiplantae; Streptophyta; Magnoliopsida; Malvales; Dipterocarpaceae
Source: the annotation of a GenBank genome assembly